AUGGAUGAAAGUGAAAAAUCUAAGCGAGACAGAUCCCAAAAUUUUACAAACAGUGAAACCCGAUUACUAGUUGAAUUGGUAUUGAAAAGAGCUGAAAUAUUAGAAAACAAAAAAACCGAUGCAGCCAUGUGGCAUCAAAAGAAUAUCGCUUGGGCUGAAAUUACAAAACAAUUUAAUGCAGAAAGUGGCACAAUUCCUAGAACUGAUAAAAUGUUGAAAACAAAAUAUGAAGGUUUGAAGAGACUUGUAAGAAAAAAACAUGCUAAGAACAAAUAUGAACAAUAUUGGACAGGAGGAGGAACAUUCACUUUUAUUCCCUAUACGGAUUACGAAGAAAAAUUACUUGGUAUUAUAGCCAUAAGUGUCGAGGGAUUACCAUCAAUACAUGAUGGUGAUGAUAGUAAUGCAGUUCCAUCUGCUUCGUUAUCUGUAGAUACAGAUUCCACCGUAGAAAAUGUAGAAGUAGAAAUUAAUAUGUUUGGUACAAAGCAUUCCUUAAGAUGGACAAAUUUAAGUAGUAAUCAGAUACGGAAACCAAUUAAUCCGAAGUUAUUAACAAACAAGAAAAAAGGUGGUGAGAAGGAAAAAUUAAAUGAAAAGUAUAAUUAUAUAGCUGAUACAAGAAAAGAAUUAAUUUCGUUACAAACUAAAAUAGCAGAAAAGGAAUUGGAGUUAAAAAAUAAGAAAAUAGAAUUUGCCACAGCUGAAAAUGAAAGAAAAAGCCAAGAACAUAAUAAAAGAAUGGAGUUAUUACAGUUGCAGAUCGAUAAUUUUUUAGAUUCUAAUCAAUAG
This is a messenger RNA of Anoplophora glabripennis (Asian longhorned beetle), 792 nucleotides long. RefSeq lists its product as uncharacterized. Bases 1 to 792 code for a protein of 263 amino acids. The record is from RefSeq and is a predicted model, not a curated record. NCBI's taxonomy places the organism in Eukaryota, Metazoa, Arthropoda, Insecta, Coleoptera, Cerambycidae. The transcript is spliced from 3 exons.